CUGUUUGAAAAAUGUCGCACGUCGUACGAGAUGUCGCACGGAUUUGAUUUUACCGUUUCGAUAUCGAUUGGUCGAAAGGACGACAAAUGGACGACAAACAAUCGACAUGCAUGACAUCGUUUUUUGCAUCGAUUUUCUGACAGAUUGACGUUUCGGCGGCGUCGGCGAAAAAACUUUGACAGUUUACAUCAAGCAAAAACUUGUUCAGACUGGAUUGAACAAAAGCUAAAAAUUGAGGUUGAAAAUGUAGUGUGCAAAACCAAAUCGGAGCAAAAAGUUGGUUGGUAAGUUGGUUUAAGUAGUUAGAGGUAGUUAGUUACUUUCUAUUUCUGUGAAUAUUUAUUGGGAACCGUUCUUUACCUCGUGUAUUCAGAUGCAGUACAGCCGGAUACCGAGCCACCCGUGGAAAUAUGGUUCGAAGCCGGGCAUGGCAUUGGCCUCCCCACAGUCAGCACCGAUCCUGGCCCAAGGCCAACACCAUCCGGCUGGUGGUAAAGGCGGUCUCUUCAAUAUGCAGUAGUUUCCGUUGCCCAAUUCGCUACCCCCCCAAACCAUAAUGAAGCGUGGCGAGCCAUUUCCAUCAUCAAUCCUAAAAUACAUGAGGACGUACAUGCAACGAUUUGGCUUUUCCUACCUCCUCUUUGACAUCUACAGCCGGAUCCGGAGCUCAACAACAACAACAGCAGGCUUCACACAACAGCCUCAACCUGCCGUCAACUCCGACCUACAACACAACUCCUCCGAAUGUAAUGCUACUCCUGAACUGAGCGGACCUCCCGCCGGCAUGGGACCGAUGCAUCAUAAACCACCAACACAUCUCCGCCAUCCGCCGCCACACGUUCACCAACACGGACCGCCGCAGAUGCCACAGAUGCAAAUGUCCCCGCACGAUCACCGCUGCGGACUAGAGAACCUCUAUGUUCUCUUAUCAUUUCAACACCCAGCAGCAUCUCCCGCACCAUCCGAGCCCCGCGGAAAUGAAGCAAGAAGUCACCCAAUAUAAGCGGAAGUGCCGGAGCGGUUCAAACGCAAGAAUCGACGGAAUUUACGCCACCGACAGGCCAGCGAAGGCCGCCACCGCAUCGAUGAUUCCUGCCAAAAAGUCGUGCUAGCUUAACCUCAUCGAGAACGACGCGGAACAGUGGGUUCCGGACAAUCCAUCCAGAAAGCAGAAAUACUCGCGCGAUCAGCUGAUGCAGCUCAAGAAUACGGCAACGGCAUGCAAAACAAAAAAACGCGAAUCUGCACAACAGAUUGGAGAACGUCUUGGAGAACUACUCGUGCGUGGUCCAAACGAAAAGGGCAUGAACGAGCAUCUCCGAGAUGCUUCUGCCACCGUUCAUCAAAGAUUGCAAAAUUAUUUCCGAGAUGCUGCUGCCAGGCCUGCUACUGGUGGCGGAGGAAGAGGAGUCGAUGGCAACAUGAGCCAUAUGAGACAACGAUACAUUCCAAAACGACCGUCUUAGCAGGGCAACAGCGGCCAGUUCGGAUCACAGUCAAACAAACAAUCCCAGCAUGGUUCCGGAUGUGUAUCGCAGGUCCCAGAUGCUCAAAGACAUCCGGGAGAAGACGAUGGGGGUGGACGAACGACCCACGGAAUCGAACUCGGUCGUCGUGGGAUGGCCAACGGCAUCAGAACCAGAAUCUAUGGGAUGGCCAAUGGCCUCAGAACCAGGAUCUAUCUCAGUUAUUUUGAAAACAGUGAAAUUAAGUGCAGUGAUAUUGAAAAUGUUCGGAAGGUUAUUCCAGUAUCAUGUUAAAUUACAAAAAAUAAUAACAAU
This is a messenger RNA of Culex pipiens pallens (northern house mosquito), 1781 nucleotides long. RefSeq lists its product as uncharacterized. Lineage: Eukaryota; Metazoa; Arthropoda; Insecta; Diptera; Culicidae. The coding region runs from base 557 to 1003 and encodes 148 amino acids. The record is from RefSeq and is a predicted model, not a curated record. The transcript has 3 exons.